CCCUGAUUAACUCCGACUGCAGCGCUGAUUAGCGCAAUCUGGCAACCCGGACAGCACCCUUCGCUCGCGCAGCUUCAUCCUGGACGCACACAUCUCUCUAACGUUUAUUUAUUUACUGCCUUCAGCUCCGCCGCGGUGACUGCGCUCGCGCUCUCACUCCCGCCGCUCAUCGCGACUGUUCACCUCAUUUACACUCCGGGGUGUGUGUGUGUGUGUGUGUGUGUGAGUGUGUGUGAGUGUGUGUGUGUGUGAGUGUGUGCGCGCGCUCUGACACAGUUGGGAGUUUUUCUGACAGAAGUGUGUGAAAUUAGAGCCGCAGCUCGGGAUCUGAUGAGGAGGAGAAGACACGCAGCUCCACUUUAAACCCCAUCUGAACUUUAAUUUCACUUCAUCAGCGUGUGUGUGUGUGUGUGUGUGUGUGUGUGUGUGUGUGUGUGUAUCGAAGCUCGCGCGCGCGUCAGGCAGGAGAUGAGUUCUGUGUGGAAGCGGCUGCAGAGGGUCGGGAAGAAGGCCACCAGGUUCCAGUUCGUGGCUUCGUAUCAGGAGCUCGUGGUGGAGUGCACCAAGAAAUGGCAGCCUGAUAAACUGCGUGUGGUGUGGACCAGGAGGAACAGACGCAUCUGCUCGAAGCUCCACAGCUGGCAGCCGGGGAUUAAAAACCCGUACAGAGGCAUGGUGGUGUGGCCCGUACCCGAAAACGUCGAUAUCACCGUCACGCUCUUCAAGGAUCCUCACGCAGAUGAGUUUGAGGACAAAGACUGGACUUUCGUCAUUGAAAAUGAGACAGCGAAGGGUCAGCGUAAGGUUUUGGCUUCAGUGGACGUGAACCUGAAGAAGUUUGCGAGUGCGACGGUGACUCAGACGGACCUCACGCUGAAACUGAAGCCGUUAUCAGUGAAGGUGAUUGAAGCCACGCUGAAGCUCUCGCUCUCCUGCGUAUUCCUCAAAGAGGGAAGAGCCACAGAUGAGGACAUGCAGAGUGUGGCGAGUCUGAUGAGCGUGAAGCCGACGGACAUCGGGAACCUGGACGAUUUUAAUGAGAGCGACGAAGAGGCGGAUAAAACAUCUAACGUUAGCACUGCAGCGUCAGGUGCUGUUGUUCCCUCACACCCGGUCCUCGUCUCUGUCUCUAACCCGACACUGCAGUCUCGCCCUCCUUUACCUGCUCCCUCCAUUCCAUCUCUCCGCCCAUCACUCUCUCCCUCCACCCACCGACCAGCUCCGCCCAUCGCACACUCACACACACCCUCACACACACCCUCACAUACACCCUCACACACGCCCUCACACACACCCUCACACACACACUCACACACGCCCUCACACACACCCUCACACACACACUCACACACGCCCUCACACACACCCUCACACACACCCUCACACACGCCCUCACACACGCCCUCACACACGCCCUCACACACGCCCUCACACACGCCCUCACACACACUUACACCGGGUCUGUAUCCUCCAGCGCUGCCCAAAAUUUUCCAGCCUUCCCCUGGAUCAGCUCCUGCAUCCUUCAAGAGGAGACUUUCUGGUACUGAUGACCUCACAAUGACCUCUGACCUGCUACAGCCACGCCCCUUUGAUGCUGCUGCCUCUAAUCCUGCACUUCCUGUUUACAGCCAAACUGUUGCUGCUACUGACACUCAGAAAGACGCUCCUCAGGUUUCUGUCUUCAACUCCAGAAGUGUACAGGAUCACGUCUCGCCGUCUCCUGCCUCCUUCUACUCACCCCAACAUUCCUCUCUGUCUCUCUCUCACACUCUCAAACCUCCAUCCAGCUCAGUGUCAGUUCCCUCGUGUUUGGAUAAAUGGAGCCGUGACCCCGUGACCCCCGUGACCCCCGUGACCCCUGUGCCGCUGCUCAUCAGCCCUGAUCUCGAUGCCUUCUGUGAACAUGUUUCUGCCCCUGCUGCUUUCUCAGACCCCCCUCUUACCCCCCAAACUGCCCCAGUGACCCCCCCACACCAGGACCAUGCUCUAAAAUCUGCCCCUUCCACUCGCUCUUCACCUCCUCCUGCCUUUUUCACUUGUUCUUCUCCUUCUUCUACUCCUUCCACUCGUUCGUCUCUCGUUUCCGCUCUCUCUGUCGCUCCUCAGCCUCCUGCUUCACUCUCAGACUCAUCGCAGGCCGAGGCUAACAGCGGCGAGGCUAACAGCGGCGAGGCUAACAGCGGCGAUGCUAACAGCGGCGAGGCUAACAGCGGCGAGGCUAACAGUGGCGAUGCUAACAGUGGCGAUGCUAACUCUCAGUCCAUUCCUGCACAGCACACUGAUAAACAGAGUCUGGGGUCAGAGAGCGAGCAGAAAGCAGGAAAGUCUGCUGAACUUCCUGUAUCGGAGGAUGUGGUGGAUGUCGAGACUGUCCCUCCUCCAUGGCCUUUCUCCGUAUCUGGGUCCGUGUCUCCUUCUGUGUCGUCCGUCUCAGAGAGACAAUCGGGGGGCGUGUGGUGGGCGGAGCGUCCGCCUCUCGCGGAAGAGGAGCCUGACUUUACACAUGAAGAUUUUAACACUGUGUGUGUGACGUCUCCGCCUAUUAAAGCGCUGGCAGGUGGAGACAUGGAGAAGAAAAGUCCACUUACUACAGACAAAACUUCACCCACUGAGACACUGUCUGAUAAAGAGGUUCCUGUCCUGGCCCCGGUCACGCUCUUCAUCACAGAAGAUGAGGAGGAGUCACUCGAACAGGUGGAACUGAAGGAGGAACCCGUGAGUCAAACUGAGCUGAACUGGUCCGAUGAGGACAAAGUGUCGAUUACAGACAACAUCAUCUCCUCACUGCUGAGGGGCGAGUGUGAGGACGAGAAGCAGCCUGAGCGAGAUCACACCGCUGUGAGGGACGGCAGCUUAAAUCAAAUCUCUACAAAUCUACCCACUGACCCCCAAAUCACAGAGGCUGAAACACACACCAGUGAAGACACACACACUGCAUUAUCACACACUGAAGACACACACUCUGCAGUAACACACACUGAAGACACACACUCUGCAGUAACACACACUGAAGACACACACUCUGCAGUAACACACACUGAAGACACACACUCUGCAGUAACACACACUGAAGACACACACUCUGCAGUAACACACACUGAAGAGACACAAACCGUGGAUAUAUGUGCCACAGACACACACACUGAAGAUACACACACCACAGAAGCAAACAUCACAGACACACACACUCCUGAGCCCCCCGGUGGUCAGAGUGAGACCCCUCUGUGGGCAGCGUUAGAGAGAGUGAGGGAUCAGAGAGACGAGCCGGACGUCAGAGAGGAGACACACGGAGACACGACAGGUGGAGACGGAGACAGUAACGUGGACUCUUUCACGCGAGUGGAGACAAGAACAGCGGGUGGAGGUAAAACCUCUGACCACGCCGGAGACAUGCAGAAGCUCGACCUGGGAGAAUUAGAGACAACAAUAUAUAAACCAAAAACUGUGCUUAUUGAGGAGAAGCUGGAAUGUGAUAUAACAUCUCUGAUACCAUCAGCACCUCCUACAGCUCCACUUCCCUCAUUAGCAUUAGCGCCUCUUUUAGCUUUUAAUGACACGACGCUUAAUAUUAGCAACAUGGAGAGAACAGAUGCAGAUUCGGAGGUCACUAAUGAGGGUCCACUGUGGGCCAGUUUGGAGAGAAAGGGUACGAGGAAAUGGAAGGAGGGAAUAAGUCCAGGUGAAAUAGAGACAGAGCAGGCGGAUCUGGAUGGAGGCCAUAUUGAAUGGAUGGCUGAAAGCAAGAAGCAGGAGGAAGUGGAAAACUUUCCGAACCAGCAAGAUGAAGGUGUUAAUAUUAGAGUCGUUGGAUUUAGCUCAGAGCCAGGGAAGGAAUCGAUGGAAAAGACUGAUGAAGAUGAAUCCAGUAGGAAAAUUCAGAAACCAAAUGAUGGAAAUAAACUUUCAGAGGAAGAAAUCAGAUCACCUUCUGAGGAUCAGGACUUUGUUUCUGAGCAGGAAGAGACAUGUUCAGAGUCUUCAGGCCUCGUGAAAGGGAUAAUCAGUGUUUUGUAUAAAGGUUAUGAGACGGUGACGUCCAUGUUGAUGCAGCCGAGUCCUACAGAAACCGACAAUCCUGAAGACACAGAAUCUGGUAACCAGCAGUUUGAAAUCCUUCCACCUGAGCCCUUUUGUGAUACAAACCUGAUCAAAGCCACAAAAGAAGCUACAGAGGAACACUACAAGGCCCCAAUGAUUAAAGAAGGCAUUUCCACUCAAAUUUCCUGUGAGGAAGCGAGUCACGUGACAUCGGGUUCAGAGCCUUCAGGACGGAGCCUCGUGGAUUGCUUGAGGUUGGCUGCCUCAGAGGUAGAAAGAGAAGCAGAGUCUGUAAAGAAUAAGCCUGAAGCUGAAACAAGCAACGGUAAAAGAACAGUACGCAAGGUGAAGAUAAGCAAAGAGGAAUCCUCAAGUGUAGGAGGCCAAACCUGGAAAAAUGAACAGAAACCCAAAGCAAGUGAGAGCUCAGAACCAAAUAUCGAGAAGUCCAGAAAGCCAUCUUCAACUCCAGAAACUAAUACAAGUCCAGAUAAUAAUAAUGCACUAGGUCUUCACUCCACUAAGGAUGUUCCACGUUUAAAAGAAGUCGAUUUUGAUGACAUAGCAAGUGAAGAACACUCAAAGAAUGCUAAUGAAGAACCUGGAGAAAUUAAACCAGAUCUCCAGAAGAAGAAGACGUAUGUGAGUCCCUUGGUACUGACUGAACCCGUAGAGGAGGAGCUGGAGUUUGAGAUGGGGCAGGAGGAUGUAGGGACAGUGUGGUUCGCUGAGCUCUAUAUGGAUGAAGGACCGAAGGAAUCACCAGCAUCGAGCGAGAUCAUCAACACGAAGCCUGUGUCAGUGUUACAGAGCUCUCAAGCUGAGGAAAAAAAUCCUCCACAAGUUGCAAAACCUCAUGAAACCAAACAGAAAGGAGCUUCGGUGCAGGAAGUCAAGCAGAAUGUUCCCUCUGGUUUCAGAGCUAUUGUUCUACCACAGCACAACACAAAUAAAGGAAGUGGAAGUAAGAAUGAGGAGCAGAUGAGGGGAAGUACGAUCCCUCCAUCAGAGUGCACAAACAAAGUCAACACACAGGCUGAACUCGCUGCUCCUCAGACGAGGAAAGGACAUCUUCUUAUUGAAGUCCCAAUAUCAGAUCCCUCAAAGAGCAAAAUAGCAACAUAUCAGUCAGAUGAUAUCAAACCAUCUUUAGAAACAGAUAAGGAAAAGCCCACUGAUCUCAAAGAUUAUUUAGGAACAGGAAUAGAUCAGGCAGAUGAAGUUAAACAAUCCUUAGAUCAAGCCAAAGAUAAACCAGAUCAUGUCAGUAGACCUUCAGGAACAUCUAAGGAUCAGACAGUUGAUGACAGUAGAUCUUCAGAAAUAGCUGAAGAACUUGGAGAUAACAUUAAGAGAUCAUUAGAAACAGACAUAGAACAGCCAGAUGAUGUAAAAGCUAAAGAUCAACCAGGCAAUGCUAACACAUGUUUAAGAACAGCAAAAGAUCAGCCAGAUUAUGUAAAAAGAGCAGCAAAAGAACAGCUAGAAAUCACCAGCAGAUCUUUAGGAACAGUGAAAGAAGAACUAGAGGAUGUCCAGAGAUCUUUAGGAAUAGCUAAGGAACAGCCAGAUGAUGUCCAAAGAUCUGUAGGAACAGUGAAAGAAGAGCUAAUGGAGGUUAAAACAUCUUUAGGAGAUGUUAAAAAACAACUAGAUUAUGCUAACAUGUGUUCAGAAUUAGUAAAAGAUCAGCCCGAUGAUGCCACAAAAGGAGCUAAAAAACAGGUAGAUGUUCAGAAGCCUUUGGGAGCAGUGAUAGAACAGCCAGACGAUGUCAGUAGAUCUGUAGGAACAGAUAAAGAACAGUUACAUGAGGUCAAAGGACUCAUAUCAUUGUCUAAGGAACAGCCAGAUGAUGUCAUUAGAGCUUUAGAUGCAGGAAAGAAAGAAUCAGACGAUACCUCAGCUAAAGAACAGUCAGGUGAUGUCAAAGAUGGAUCACUUAAAAACAUUUCUCCAGGGAGUUCAGUGGUACCACAGCCUGUGCCUUCACCUCAACAUGCAAAGUCUCCUGACUCUCUUACUGAAACUACUGAAGAACCUUCUGCUGUGUCAGAGGAGAGCUUCCUGCUGGAGAAGAUUCGCCAAAUGGCAGAGGACACUGACACAUUACCACUGUCUGAUCCUGUUCCUCUUCCGGUUCCUGUUCCGGUUUCUCGGCCCAGGAAGCGUCUCGCCCCCUCCGAGUCUGACUUUGAUCUUCCUCCAACACCUCCACUUCCACACAGAGUCUGCACUACAUCACCAGAACAUGCAGAUCAGCGUGAACUUCCUGCUUCUGAGGUCACUGAUGAAACAGAGACGUGUAAAAGCCAGAACGAGCGGGCCAUGGUGCUAGAGGAUGAGAGAAAAGAGACAAUAAAAUCAAAAGCUAAUGAUGAAACUUUAAAAAAAGAAAAUGUUCCCGCUGAGGACGAGCUCGAUGAGGCUCACAUAGAAACGUUGAAACCCGCUCCGGUCCCGGACGAUGCGUGCGAGCUGCAGGGUGAAGAUUCCUCUCGUUUAGGAGUCUCGGGAUCUGCGUUAAAGGUGGAAAGCGAAAGUGCGGUUACGGAGAACGACGUCCGAAACUCUGCGUGUGAGGAACCGGUGAAGACGUCGCCGGUCGUUCUGCCUCGCAGCAAGAAGAAAAACAUCCCUCCACCAGUCACUCUACAGGAAGUCAGACGCGACACGCUGACACCUGAGCAGAUGGUGCCUCCCCUCCCGAGCCCCGGCCUGGUGAGCAGCAGUCAGUCGUUGUUGCAGUGGUGUCAGGAAGUGACGCAGGACUACAGGGGCGUGAAGGUGACGAACUUCAGCACAUCCUGGAGGAACGGCCUGGCCUUCUGCGCCAUCCUGCACCACUUCCACCCAGAGAAGAUUGACUUUGAUGCCCUGGAGCCUCAAGAUAUAAAGCUGAAUAACAAGAGGGCUUUUGAUGGGUUCUCGGAGUUGGGGAUCUCGCGCCUGUUGGACCCGUCUGAUCUGGUUCUGCUGUCGGUUCCGGAUCGGCUCAUGGUGAUGACGUACCUGAGUCAGAUCCGAUCGCACUUCUCGGGUCAGAACCUCAGUGUGCUGCAGUUAGAGAGGAACAGCAGCGAGUCCAGCUACGCCGUCUCCCAGCCGGACGAAACCAAAGGCAAAGACACACUGGGGGGAGACGGAACAACCAACGGGGCUCUGAUCCCUCCGCCCCGGACCAAACGGGCAGUAAAGGGGGAUGAGAUGAGGACGGAUGGAGGAACGCAGACUCCAGUAGCACCACCGCGGCACAAACAGCAGGAGGACAGAGAACAGAGUGAGGCGAGUAAAGACGAGGAGAAACGUCCAGCAGCAGACGGAGACACGGCACACGCUGAAUUGCCUGAACCUGCUGACGAGGAACCGACGUGUCUGCAGGACACCAGUCAGUAUGUGGUGAAUGAGAUGAAGGCUCUGGAGCUCGAGGAGAAACACAUAGACACCCGAGCAGCAGUGGUAGAGCGCAGACUGAGACGCCUCAUGGAGACAGGCAGUGAUAAGGAGCAGGAGGAGAAGCUGAUACAGGAGUGGUUCACACUGGUCAAUAAGAAGAACGCUCUGAUCAGGAGGCAGGACUACCUCGAGAGUCUGCAGGAAGAACAGGACUUGGAGAGGAGGUUUGAGCUCCUGACCCGAGAGCUCAGAGCCAUGAUGGCUGUCGAAGACUGGCAGAAGAGUGAAGCUCAUCAGCGUCGUGAAGCGCUCCUCCUGCAGGAACUCGUCUCUCUGGUCAAUCAGCGUGAUGAGUUAGUCAGAGACAUGGACGCCAAGGAGAGAGGGGCGCUGGAGGAGGACGCUCGGCUGGAGCGAGGCUUAGAGCUCAGACGUAUGAAGUACAGCAGCAAGGAGAAGUGUGUGCUGCAGUAAAGACACACAGCGUCCUAACACACUCUCCAACAUGUGAAUGUGUGUGUGUGUGUGUGUGUGAGAGGGGAGAAGUGUGUAUCAUCACAGUGCAGCAGCACCACUCCAACAGCACUGUAUCAGAGCGCAGCAGUGCAUUCUGGGUAACUAAGUCUGCACUGAUGUCCACUCGAUCCCUCGAGCUGCGAGAGCGACUAACAGCCCUGAAACAGUGAAGGGGACUCGGUUAAGGGGAAGCUGACGAGGGGGACGUGUUAAACACAGAACUGUGGAAUUGUGGGAUAUGCAGAUGUGACCUUUGACCUUCAGGAACGACUCUGUAAUCACACAGUCUGGUGUGAGUCAGAACCGGACAUCACGGCGCUUCAGUAACAUCAUCAUCAUCAUCAUCAUGUUUAUGAUAAAGAGCUGCACUUUAAAGGGUCAUUUAAUUUUAAACUUCAUCAUGUACUGAGUGAAAGAAAAAGUGAAGGCAGGAUCCUGCUGGGGUUCAAAUGUUACAGUCCAAAUAAAAUACAAAUAAAAUAUAAAUAAAAUAUAAAUAUCAUCUUCCUAAAUUGGCUGAAUAAUUGUGGUAAAUAAUUAGUAUUUUAGUACAGUGUGGGAAAUAAUGUGCAUUCAAUUCCCAUGCAGCUGUUCACAUGAAAUAGACCAGACAUUGCUCUUCACUUAAUAAACCUACGCAGCUAAAGAAAUCAUAAUAUUCCAGUUAAAAACAAAGUUCUGUGCACUAAAGUGGAAUGACAGGAAAAAGGUAUUGAACCUGCUAGCUGAAAUGUAUUUAAUACUCGGUGAUGAAGUCUUUGUUUGAAACGAAUCUCUCUCAGUGCUCAGUGGGAUUUUGGCCUGUUCUUCUACACAGUCUUUAGAUCUUGAAGAUUCCUGGGAGCUGCUGGUGAAUGUUGAUCUUCAGUUUAUUCCACAGGUUUCUGUUGGGCUUAAGUCUGGUGACUGGACCAUUCCAACCCCUUUAUUUUCUUCCUGUGGAACCAUCUGAGAGUCUCCUUGCAGUAUGUUUUGGAUCAUUGUUCUGCUGGAGGCUCCAUCCACGUCUCAUCCUCAUCGUCCCGGUGGAUGGCUGCAGAUUCUUCUCAGGAAUGUCUUGGUCCACGGCUCUAUUCAUCUUCCUUUUGGUAAUUUGGAUUCAGUCAGUACCAUGGGAAGAGACAUGCUCCCAUGUUUCCACCUCUGAACUUCACUGUGGAUAUUUUUAGGCUCAUAUGCAGAGGCAUUUCUCCUCUAAACAUGGCGCAUCACAUUGUUGCAGAAAAGUUAACUUGGAAGUUAACGUAGAAUCACACUACAUUCUCCCAGUAAUCUACAGCUUCUCCAAAUGUUCUGUAGCAAACUUCAAACUAGCUUCAACAUGCCUUUUCUUCAGUAAUGGAGUUAUCCGAGGUGAUGGUGCGUGGAGACCGUGGAACUGGAGUGCAUUUCCUAGUGUUUUCUCUGUGGUGAAUGUGCUCGCUGCUUCCAGGUCUUUCUGGAGCUCUUUUUUUUCUAGUGAUCUUUGGCUCUUGGGCUUCUCUUCUGAGUAACUUUCUGAUGGCCCUGUCAGAAAUCCUGUGAGGAGCCGGUUGCAGAUUAUAACCCCUUAUAGGAGCAUUUAGGAGAAAUCCGUCAGGGUCUAGUGCCAUUGCUACGCUGCUCCGCAGUCUUGUAGUGAAGCUCCUGGGAGAGAUCUUUGCCUCUACACAUCAUGAGAUGUUUCUUGGGUUUCUCUUUUUCACAGAGCUGAAGUACCAACCAACAUACACCAACACGGCUGAUUCUAAUUAACACAGGAGAACUAGUUAGUCAUCUGGUUUAAAUCAGCUGGUUUAGUGUUUUUUUCUUACUGAGUUCAGUAUUUUUUCUGUUACUCCGAUUUAUUUACGUAACUUUGGAUUGGAAUAUUACGAUAUCUUUAGCUGUGUAAUUUUUUUAGUUAGUAGGAAUGUCUGGUUUGUGUGAAUAGCUGCGUUGGAAAUAUAUUUAAUAAAACAAUUGCUGACCUUUCAAAUACUUUUUUCCCCCACUGUAAAAUAAUAAUAAUAAUAAUAAUAUUAAUAAUUAUCAUUAUUAUCAUUAUUUUUAUUAUUAGUAGUAGUAGUCAUUAUCACACAGCUGCUGAACUUAACAUUUUAGAUGAAUAAUUCUGCUUUAUUCUAAUUCUGUUAUUAUUAUUAUUUUGGUUUUAUUUCCUUUUUUUCUUCCCAAAGACACUUUUUACUGUUUUUCUUUUUAAAACGGAGUUGUGUGUGUGAUUUUACGAGUGUGUUAAAUGUGCUCUUUACUGGACUUUAUGGUCUGUCAGUUAAAUGCAGUUUGUGAUAAAGUUUAUUAAUGUUAAUAUUUUUAUUAUAAAUGUUUAGAAUUAUAUACUAUAACAUAUUUAUAUGUUAUUAAACCACGCAGUGCCUCUAAAGGUUUGAUACCGUUUACGUUUUGCCAAAUAUUGUUUUUCUGUGUUUGGGAUUUAUUUAUAUUUGUGUUUUGUAGUGAUCUGACUGUAUGGUUUGUUUGUUUUUAAUGUAAAGGUGAGGAACAGAAAUGUAUGCAGGAAUGAUAAUAAUAAAGUAUGCUGGAGUGCCCUGUAAAAUAUUGUUUUAAUAGAAUUUUCUAGAAACAAAAAAACAUGUUAAAUAUGAUUAAUUCUACCCUUUAUAUUAUCUUGAUAUAAAAGUUUAAACUGAAGUUCAUAAAGUAAUAAAAGUUUGUGUUUCUGGGUGACGCGCUCAGAGAGCAGAGCUCGACUCUGAUUGGUUAAUUUAAUGACCAAUCAGUGGACUUUCCUUUAAUUAAAGUGGAAGUGAAUCACGUGACGGUAUGACGUGUUAAUGACCGGACUGUUUCCGGUUUUAUUCAUCACGUUUUAAUUAAUAAAGUUUGAUCUUGCUUCAAUAA
Messenger RNA from Pangasianodon hypophthalmus (striped catfish), 10791 nucleotides. RefSeq names its product EH domain binding protein 1-like 1b (gene ehbp1l1b). The transcript has 28 exons. Gene Ontology annotation, molecular function: protein binding. Bases 469 to 7908 code for a protein of 2479 amino acids. The record is from RefSeq and is a predicted model, not a curated record. NCBI's taxonomy places the organism in Eukaryota, Metazoa, Chordata, Actinopteri, Siluriformes, Pangasiidae.